GCCCUUUAUUAUUGCAUAAAGGUUCAUCAUCCCCCUUUUUGAAUUGACUUUUCAUCAGAAAAAGAUUUCUCCACAGAUUGGUACCGAAAUACCUUCUUUCAUGUCUGGACAGGUAUGCAUGGUGAUGCGGGUUAAUCUGGAUUGCCCUUCUUGCUGCAGGAAAAUGAGAAGAAUCAUUCUCAGAAUGAAAGAAAUAGAGAUGCACCUGAUAGAGAAGCAACACAACAGAGUGAGCAUCUUUGGCCGGUUUGAUCCAGCAGACAUAGCCAUAAGACUUAGGAAAAAAAUGAAGAGAAGAGUUGAGAUUUUGGACAUUCAAUUACCCGGUGAUGGACUGGCCGAAGAGAUGCCUCAUGCCACUGAUGGCCCUGAUCAAUCCGUUAUGCAACAACCGUAACAGAGAAUGACAUGCUCACAAUAGGAGAGGAUGCUCAUACUAUAUUAAAGUAUUGGAAGGUUUAGCUUCUGUUUUAGUCCCAACAAAAAAAUAAAAUUAAUUUGUUGGUUUAUGCUAGUCUGGAAAAACUAAGGCCCUCUUUGUAUACAAUACCAAAUUAAUGUAUGUUGAUGUACAUAAUUUAGCUGUCUUUUUUUUCUU
Messenger RNA from Nicotiana tabacum (common tobacco), 598 nucleotides. Its product is annotated as heavy metal-associated isoprenylated plant protein 5-like. Lineage: Eukaryota; Viridiplantae; Streptophyta; Magnoliopsida; Solanales; Solanaceae. The record is from RefSeq and is a predicted model, not a curated record. Gene Ontology annotation, molecular function: metal ion binding.